ACACAUCUCUGUUGAUCUGAAGCUCUGAAGCCUUAUAAAACCCCUUCACUUGCCAUCUAAACCUCUCCUUUGAUCCUGUGCUGGUUCAGAGUUUGGCAACUGGCUUGGCUUGCAGGGUUUGUGUCCGUGUGGCAACAUGAGGUGCGCAGGUGUUCUUCUUCUGCUACUCCUGCUCUCCCUGUCUGCUCUGUCUGCUUCAGCUUCUGAAGCCAACGAGGAAAGGUUAUUGCGAGAAAAUGCGAUGCCGAUAACGGGUCGGAAAUGGUUGAGAGGAAGGAAGGCAAUGGCAGCUGCAGGUCGGCUGGGACAUGGUGGUGUGGUGGUGGUGGAAGGCAAGGGAGGAGGAGAGGAGAAGAAUAAGAAGAACACAGGAGCAGCAAAUCAAGAAGCAGAUGCAUCUGCUAAAGCUGUAAAUCAUGAGGAGAAGCAGAGCAAGGGGGGAGCUUCAGCAGCAGCAACAACUCAUCUGUCAUGUUUCAGGAGCCAAGUAAGCAUGACGAUACUGCCGCCGCGGUGUCCAGGAUGAUGAGCAUGGACUACAAGACGCAGGAUGCUCGUCAUCAUCGACCGAUCAACAACGAUGCUCCGUUGGACCAUGAGCUCGUCGAGAAGCCCUAGACACAUUUUUGACUUAGCUAGCUAGAUAUCUACUAGCUAUAUAUCGGAACAUGAGAUCGAGAUGCUGACUCCUCUACCUUCAUAGAUACAUGUAUUUCUUCUCUGCUUUUUUUUUUGUCAGAUACAUAUGGUAGUCAUUAGUUAGCUGAUAGCUAGCUAGGUAAGGUAGGUACCCGUUCUGACCCCAAGCAAUAUGUAGCAUUAUAGCCCAUUCCUGGCCACUACGGUUGAGGAGAUGGGCAGUUUUGGUGUGUGUGAUAUGUCCUCGGAGAUUGGUGUGGGGAACAUCUGUAAUCUUUCAGCAACAUUUCUGAAGUUGCAGAAUUGUUUGGAACUGAUGAAGAUUAUGAUUAAGUUGACACACGUAAAAUGAGAAAGCUAUUAGCAUAUGAUCGAUUAAGUUUUAAUUAUUAGAAACUUGACAAAUUGAUAUAUUUGGUAUUUUAAAACAACUUCUACAUAUCAAAUUUUCACACAGAACACGCCGUUUAAUAGUUUGAAAAGCACGUGCUAACGUAAACCGAGGUAAAUCUAUAUCUUAAUAAGAAAAGAAUAGGACAAGGUGGUAACUGUCAGAUAAGGUUUUCCUUACCAAA
Oryza sativa Japonica Group (Japanese rice) is the source of this 1214-nucleotide messenger RNA. RefSeq lists its product as uncharacterized. The record is from RefSeq and is a predicted model, not a curated record. NCBI's taxonomy places the organism in Eukaryota, Viridiplantae, Streptophyta, Magnoliopsida, Poales, Poaceae.